AAAUCUGGGAACGUGUGCAGGGAGCAUUUGUUAUUGGAAAUGAAAGCAAAAGAGUUGUAAUGCAAUCAGCUGCUGCAAGAUGGAGAGAAUUCAAGUCUCGUCUGACAAAGGUAUACAUUGUGCCUUACUUGGAUCAGCCAGAAAUGCUGAAGUAUCCUCCACAAGACUACAAGUUCAUCAAUGCAGAUCAUUGGACCCAAUUUGUGACUGAGCGGACUAAGCCGGCAUUUCUUGAAUUACGUAAGACUCAACAGGCACGCCGCAGGAUGAACAAGUAUCCCCACCGACUGUCCCGCAAAGGCUACGUUGGGCUGGUGGCAGAGUUGAAGGCAAAAGCCGAGCUGGCACAAGCUGAGCCGGAAGAGGCUUCAACAAUAACGGAUGAAGAUGAGCUGUACGACAGGUGUGAGACAUGGGUUGCUGCACGUGUUACAAAGGAUGGCAAAUUUGCAGAUGAAGAAACACAGAAGAAGGCUGAAGAGAUAAUUGAGUUGAAGGAGAAGGUUUCUACUAGAGAAACUAGCCUAAUGGGUAUAAUGAUGUCUUGGAGAAGGCUUUGGGGAAGGAGCAUGGUGGCAGAGUGCGAGGGGUUGCCGGCUUUGUCAACCCAACAACCUACUUUCACCUCCCUAGAUGUACCAGCAGACAAAGCAUAG
Messenger RNA from Fragaria vesca subsp. vesca, 656 nucleotides. RefSeq lists its product as uncharacterized. Lineage: Eukaryota; Viridiplantae; Streptophyta; Magnoliopsida; Rosales; Rosaceae. The coding region runs from base 60 to 656 and encodes 198 amino acids. The transcript is spliced from 5 exons. The record is from RefSeq and is a predicted model, not a curated record.